Megachile rotundata (alfalfa leafcutting bee) is the source of this 379-nucleotide messenger RNA. RefSeq lists its product as uncharacterized. Lineage: Eukaryota; Metazoa; Arthropoda; Insecta; Hymenoptera; Megachilidae. The record is from RefSeq and is a predicted model, not a curated record.
AUGGAGAAUCAAGAGGAUCGUGAGUCUGAACGUCUUCUGCGGAUCUGGCCGAAACUAAAAAGGAACAAACAAACGAAAACAGAGACAAAUCCAAAAGCAGAUAAACGAAAGAUCAAUCCUGUCCCUGGUCAACGAAAACGAUUCGAUGACGAAACGAGACGUGGACCAGGGGAACGACGUUGUUCGACUUGGUCUCUGGCUAGACGUACAGGGUCUUCACCCCACAACACCGAGGGUUGUCGAGUCGCACGAGAGAGUGUAACCCACGACGAGCCGAGUCUAUCGACCGGAGGAGAACCGGAGGGCGGAAGAGGGUCAGAGACGAGAAACACAAGAGGUACAAUGGCUGAAAUUGAUCUACCCUGAUGUCUCGUUUGUC